AUUAGCUUUUACUACAAGUAUUUAAAGAGAUUGUCUUCUUGCUUUACUAACUUGCAUUAUUUUCUAACAUCAUUCCCAUAUUAGAAUCCCUUUGCAGUGAAGUUUGAGCAUUGAACACAGAUAUUUACAAAUAUAAGGUUGUAAUUUGUAAGCAAAGACCAUGGUGAAAAUUUGCGGAAUUGGAGCCGGGUACGUAGGGGGUCCUACAAUGUCUGUGAUAGCCCUCAAGUGCCCCUCAAUUGAGGUGGCAGUGGUUGACAUCUCUCACUCUCGCAUAUCAUCUUGGAACAGCAACAAUCUCCCCAUUUAUGAGCCUGGCCUAGAAGAGGUGGUGAAUCAUUGCAGAGGAAAGAACCUCUUUUUCAGCACCGAUGUGGAAAAGCAUGUGAAUGAGGCAGACAUAGUUUUUGUCUCAGUGAACACCCCAACAAAAAUCAGAGGCCUUGGAGCUGGCAAGGCCACAGACUUGGCUUAUUGGGAGAGUGCAGCUAGGAUGAUUGCUGAUGUGUCCAAGUCAAACAAAAUUGUUGUUGAGAAAUCCACUGUCCCAGUGAGAACUGCUGAGGCCAUUGAGAAGAUCCUAACUCACAAUAGCAAGGGCACUAUCAAGUUCCAAAUCCUCUCAAAUCCUGAGUUUCUCUCUGAGGGAACAGCUAUUCAGGACCUUCUAAAUCCUGAUAGGGUUCUCAUUGGAGGGAACCAAGACCCUGAAGGGUUAGAAGCAAUCCAAAAACUGAAGGCUAUUUAUGCACAUUGGGUGCCUCAAGAUAGAAUCAUAACAACAAAUCUGUGGUCAGCUGAACUCUCUAAGUUAGCUGACAAUGCCUUUUUAGCACAAAGGAUUUCAUCUAUCAAUGCUAUGUCAGCACUAUGUGAGGCCACUGGGGCAGAAGUCUCACAAGUUUCUCAUGCACUCAGCAAAAACACCAAAAUUGGGCCCAAGUUUCUCAAUGCUAGUGUUGGUUUUGGUGGCUCUUGCUUUCAAAAGGACAUACUCAACUUGGUGUACAUAUGUGAGAGUAAUGGCCUCAUUGAAGUGGCAAAUUACUGGAAAGAAGUGAUCAAGGUGAAUGACUACCAAAAGGGUCGGUUUGUGAAGAGGGUUGUGACAUCCAUGUUCAACACUGUUUCGGGUAAGAAGAUUGCAAUUCUGGGGUUUGCCUUCAAGAAGGACACUAGUGACACUAGGAAAACUCCUGCUAUUGAUGUUUGCAAAGGUCUUUUGGGUGAUGACGCGUGCUUGAGCAUUUAUGAUCCCCGAGUUACUGAGGAGCAGAUUCAGAAGGAUUUGUCAAUGAGUUCUAGUGUUGUGAAACAGGUUAGUGUUGUUGGAGAUGCUUAUGAGGCAACUAAAGGUGCUCAUGGAAUAUGCAUUCUUACAGAGUGGGAUGAGUUUAAGAGCAUUGAUUAUGAAAGAGUGUAUGAGAAUAUGCAGAAACCAGCAUUUGUUUUUGAUGGUAGAAACAUAUUGAAUGUUGACAAGCUGAGGGGUAUUGGAUUCAUAGUGUACUCAGUUGGGAGGCCACUAGAAUAAUGGCUGAAGAACAUGCCCCAUAAGGCUUGAAGAAUUAAGAAAAUAAUUUAGCAGGAUAUAAUGUUAUUAUCCUUUGUGACAUUUCACCACCCCUUGCCAUGAUUUCACGCGUUUUUCUGAUAUGUAUUAGGCUGAUAUGUAUGAAAUCUGCACUCUUCAAUGUUGCAAAAUUAUUCGGGUAAGGGCUUUAGUUGUUGCUUGUUGCUGUGGCCCAUAUAAGCUAUUAAAAUAAAAAUGUCACUGCUUUGAGGCUGUA
Messenger RNA from Cajanus cajan (pigeon pea), 1790 nucleotides. NCBI's taxonomy places the organism in Eukaryota, Viridiplantae, Streptophyta, Magnoliopsida, Fabales, Fabaceae. The record is from RefSeq and is a predicted model, not a curated record.